Molecule: messenger RNA, 1515 nt
Organism: Eleginops maclovinus (Patagonian blennie)
Lineage: Eukaryota; Metazoa; Chordata; Actinopteri; Perciformes; Eleginopidae
Product: E3 ubiquitin-protein ligase TRIM47-like
Exons: 2
Coding region: 76-1350 (424 amino acids)
Molecular function (GO): zinc ion binding
Source: RefSeq, a predicted model, not a curated record
AAUGAAACUUAACAACUGGUAAACACAGUUCAGCUAGUCCAAAGACAGACAGCAGAGCAGAUCUUGCAAAAAGAUAUGGCCACGGCCUGCAAAUUCCUUACUGAGGAUCAGUUCCAGUGCUCCAUCUGUCUGGAUGUUUUUGCAGAGCCUAUCACUAUUCCAUGUGGACACAACUUCUGCAAGGCCUGUCUCACCAGGCAUUGGGAGGGCAAAGAGCUGUGUAAGUGUCCACUGUGCAACGAGAAGUACACCAAAGGUCUCAAACUUCGUGUCAACACUGGAUUCAGGGAGGUCGUGGAACAUUUCAAGGAACUUCAAGCAAAAGCUGACCGUGAUUGCCCUGUGAAGCCAGGAGAGGUGCCAUGUGACUGCUGCCCUGAUGACAAUCAGUCCAAAGCCUCUAAAACCUGUUUGGUGUGCUUGACAUCUUUUUGCGAGACACACCUAGAGCCUCAUUUUAGAGUUGCAGCUUUAAAGAGGCACAAACUGACUAAUCCUGUGCAUAACUUGGAGGACCAAAUAUGCAAAAUACACAACAGGAUGCUUGAGCGCUUCUGCAGGAAUGACCAGACAUGUAUCUGUGUCCUCUGUACAGAACACAGCGCUCACGAUACAGUCCGUUUAGAGGAAGCAUAUGUAGACAAGAGGGCUCAGAUACGGAGGAAGAAGAAGGUGGAAGUGCAGGAAAAGAAGCACAAGCGUGGAAAGAGAGCUCAGAACAACAAGAACAACCAGAGUAAAGGCAAAGCUAAGGCUAUGACAAACACUGCAGUGAUACAUAACGUGCAAGAUCCUCAGAUGUGGUGGAUUCAAGACCACCAAGUAAACAGUUUUGGCAGAGUUUUUCUGAACAGGGUCCUUCCAGAAUGGAGAUGCUACCAUGAGGUUCAGGCUGAAUGGAGCUCCAGCGUGGAUCCAGCGGUGGAGGGAGAGUCGAUGCAAGGGAUAAAGGUAUUCAUACCUAACCCAAAGGAUGGAAACUGGGUCAUAAGGGCGGGAUAUCCGACCAACUAUAAUACUCUACAGGGAGUACCAGUCCACGUCUUCUGGAUGACAAUACAUAGGAAAGUUAUUGUGUAUGUAGACUAUGACCAAGGAUUGGUGACCUUCUGUCCAGCAGACCCUAUGAUGUUGGAACCUCUCACUUUUUCCAACUGCAAUUUCCAUGAGAGGAUUUAUCUAUUCUGCAGUCAUACAUCAAGUGAGAACUGGGUACAGAGGCUGCAACAGCAGGUUGAGAGGAUUAACGAAUGGUCACAAAAUCCACAUAACAAGAAUUUCCUUUGUAUUUUCUUUUUCUUUGCAGCUGUUUUGAUUUUUUGUAUGUUACCAAAUCAUGACAUUGGAUAAAGAUAAAAUGUUUCUGCUAGAAUGUUAUGAAGGGUUACAACCAGCAUCUCCCUCCAGUCACAAACUCAUCUUUCACAUAUUCAAAGGUAAAAAAAGGUUUGUAUUCAGUGAUUUUGUAAAUGACAAUGAAGUUUUAAUAAAAUAUUUGUAAUGCUUGUUUUGUCA